Messenger RNA from Botrytis cinerea B05.10, 1131 nucleotides. RefSeq lists its product as hypothetical. The transcript has 2 exons. NCBI's taxonomy places the organism in Eukaryota, Fungi, Ascomycota, Leotiomycetes, Helotiales, Sclerotiniaceae. The coding region runs from base 258 to 884 and encodes 208 amino acids. The record is from RefSeq and is a predicted model, not a curated record.
GGAAGUAAGCAAAACAGCGAUGGUAUCAAGAACUAUAAGAUCACCAGAUAUUUCCGUGUUAUACUUCUAUUUCAUUAUCAUCCUCAUCUACACUUUCACUACAAACAUUCAUUCCAAUACUUUCUACAACAGCUGUGCUGUCUAUUCAACUGUUAAUACAUUUAUUUCAUAUUGCUAAAAAAUAUAUUACGAGUUUUCUUCACUCACCACUCAUUUCGCCCUUUACAACACCCAACCAACCAACCAAAUCAAUCAACAUGCGUUUCUCCCUCCCAGCUCUUGUUCUCUUUCUCUCCGUCGUCAACGCCUCUCCUCUUCCCAAGAAGGAAAACGCCGCCGCGGCAUCUUCCUCCGUAGUUGCAUCGGCCACAGCCGCCGCGUCCUCAACUGCUGCAGCCACAUCGGCAGCAGCCACAUCGGCAGCAUCCAGUUCGGCUUCUACAGGUUCGGCUUCGGCCGGAAGCGUUUUGACCUCUUCGGCAUACAAUGAUUUCCAAAUCUCCGCCGGAACCGCCGGAAAAGCUGAAGAUGAAGCCAAUGCGCUCUUUACCGGUAUCGAUAUGAACAACCUUGCUGCGGUUUCUGCAUCUGAUCUUAAGAUCAUUCAAGGAAUUCAUGAUGCUGCCGAGGAUGCCGAAGUUGAUGGGUUUAAUCCUGCCAUUAAGGCCGCUAGCGGUGAUGCUGCUACUGCUCUUCAGAAUGGUAAAAUCAAGAACAAGGUUCUCAAACUCACCGCCGAAGUCCUUGCUCUUCAAGUCAAGAUAGCUCAAGGAAAGACUGGAGAUGUCGCGGCUGAACAGACAAAGUUGGCCAAUAACAUUAAGUUGGAUACUGCGGCUGCAGGACAAGCGAGUACCUCCGUUACUUUCGAUGCUACGAGCUAGAUGAUGAGAUGGGAAAUUUGAUUGAUUAUUUGAGGAUUUGAGAUACAGUGGAAAUCGUUCGCGUGGACGUGGACUAUGGAUACUUUAAUAUCAUAGGUCAUCUUGGACAGAUGUAAACAAUGGGCUAAUUUUUGGUGGUUGGUGGUUGGUGGGUGCAUAGACAUAAAGGGACGUUACUCAUUACUAUAUAGUAUAACGGUAGUAGUCACAUCAUAAAAAUUAUUUACUUACAAAAUUCAUUGGCUUA